Messenger RNA from Mangifera indica (mango), 2074 nucleotides. Its product is annotated as putative pentatricopeptide repeat-containing protein At5g52630. NCBI's taxonomy places the organism in Eukaryota, Viridiplantae, Streptophyta, Magnoliopsida, Sapindales, Anacardiaceae. The record is from RefSeq and is a predicted model, not a curated record. The transcript has a single exon. Gene Ontology annotation, biological process: RNA modification. Gene Ontology annotation, molecular function: RNA binding; protein binding; zinc ion binding. Bases 128 to 1942 code for a protein of 604 amino acids.
UACGAGGAGUCGUCCCUUGGUUUCUGAUUGUUCAGGUUUAGGGGUAGAAGUGGCAGUAAUCCAUUCCUUAUGCUUGGGAAUUAUAUUUAAACCCCUAGUUCCACUAAGGUCUCUGAUUGAACAUCUAAUGCUCCCAUCAUCUUCACUGCCGUCCAGCAGCAGCUUAAUACUUGAACGCCCACAAAACCCUCUUAACCAAUUCAGCUUUGAACAAACCUUCAGAAACAUUUGCACUCUUCUCCUUUCGUUAACUCACUCAAGGAGCCUCCCUAAAGGCCUACAGCUCCAUGCCCACAUCAUCAAAUCAGGUCUUCAAAUUAUCCCUCUUGUCUCCCACCACCUCAUCAACUUCUACUCCAAAACACAACUUCCAUUAUUAUCCCGCCAAAUCUUCCAUGAAGCUCCCAUUAAGUCAGCAACAACUUGGAGUUCAGUGAUUUCCUCAUUCGCUCAAAACGAGCUUCCUUGUCUUGCCAUUGAGUACUUUCGUCGAAUGCUCGGUGAAUGUGCUCUUCCUGAUGACCAUAUAUUUCCUAGUGCCACUAAGUCUUGUGCGAUUUUGGGAAGACUUGAUGUUGGUAAAAGUGUGCAUUGCCUUGUGGUGAAAACUGGGUAUGAUUUUGAUGUGUUUGUGUGUAGUUCUUUGGUUGAUAUGUAUGCAAAAUGUGGUGAUAUAAAGACGGCAAGGAAAGUGUUCGAUGAAAUGCCUGAGAGAAAUGUGGUGUCCUGGAGUGGAAUGAUUUAUGGUUACGCGCAACUGGGUGUGAAUGAGGAGGCUUUGAAGUUGUUCAAGCAAGCUCUUUAUGACGAUUUGGAGGUGAAUGAUUUCACAUUUUCCAGUGUAAUACAUGUCUGUGGUACCUCUACGUUGCUUGAGUUAGGGAAGCAAAUACAUGGGUUGUGUGUGAAAACAAGCUUUGAGUUAUCGAGUUUCGUGGGUAGUUCUUUGGUUUCUUUGUAUUCUAAGUGUGGACUUAUCGAUGCAGCUUACCUGGUUUUCGAGGAGGUGCCUGUUAGGAAUCUUGGAAUGUGGAAUGCAAUGCUAAUUGCGUGUGCUCAGCACUCACAUACGAAUAAAGCAUUUAAUUUGUUCAAAGAGAUGGAAAUCCGUGGGAUUAAACCAAAUUUUAUUACAUUUUUGUGUGUUCUAUAUGCUUGUAGUCAUGCAGGGUUAGUUGAAAAGGGGCAAUAUUACUUUGAGCUAAUGAAGGAGCAUGGGAUUGAGCCUGGAUCUCAGCAUUAUGCUUCUUUGGUAGAUUUGCUAGGCCGUGCUGGUAAAUUGCAGGAAGCAGUUUCUGUUAUCAAUAAAAUGCCCAUUGCUCCAACAGAAUCUGUAUGGGGAGCACUGUUGACUGGGUGUCGUAUUCAUGGAGACACUGAUUUGGCUGCCUAUGCUGCAGAUAGGAUUUUUGAGUUGGAUAAUGUGAGCUCAGGCCUGCAUGUGCUGUUAUCUAAUGCUUAUGCUGCCGCUGGAAGGUGGGAAGAUGCAGCCAAAGCUAGGAAGAUGCUAAGGGACCGAGGGGUGAAGAAGGAAACUGGUUUGAGUUGGGUUGAGGAGGGAAACAGAGUUCAUACAUUUGCUGCAGGAGAUAGAUCUCACCUGAGAACAGAAGAAAUUUAUCAGAAGUUAGAGGAAUUGGGGGAAGAAAUGGAAAGAGCUGGUUAUGUUGCAGAUACAAGUUUUGUUUUGCGCGAAGUGGAUGGUGAAGAAAAGAAUCAGUCAAUUAGAUAUCAUAGUGAGAGACUAGCUAUUGCUUUUGGGAUGAUUACAUUUCCACCUGAUAGGCCCAUAAGGGUUAUGAAGAACUUGCGAGUCUGUGGUGAUUGUCACACAGCAAUUAAAUUUAUGUCCAAGUGUUCUGGAAGAGUAAUUAUUGUGAGGGAUAACAACCGGUUCCAUCGGUUUGAGGAUGGAAAAUGUUCAUGUGGCGACUAUUGGUGAAUAAAUUAUAAAACAAUUUUGUACUGACCAAAUUUUUUAUACAGAUGUAAAACAGUGAGGAAUUUUUGCAUUUCUAUACUUCAAAAUAACUUGAGUGUAUUUAAGAUCCAUUUGUAAGAGAAAUUUUAAGCA